AAGCAGACUUGCAUUUUCCAAGAAAAGCCUCAAAUUCUUGAAGUUUCAUAUUUUAGCGCUUUUUUAAAAACAAACCUAGCCACCAUAUUUGUUUAUGUUUUUGUUGCAUAAUUAAUGUGUCCCCUGGUGCUUAACUAAUGUGUUUGUCCUAAAAUUCAAAAUGCUACAUAAAGCUGUUAGCUGACUAACAAACGGAAAACUUUGGUUUGUUGAACUUACUGAUCACUGUAAUGUUAUUAUUUUUACAUUACUAUUGUUUCUCUUUAUAUGUGUUUUACUAAGCAUAAAUAGCUAGCUUUAGUUUUAGCUAAGUGUUCCCAGUUUAAGUAUAUUUAACUGGGGGUCUUAGCUACUGUUAGCUAGCUAAUGUUGUCCUCCAUGGGCUAGCUCUAACCUAUGACUUAUAUUGUUAUUCCUCUUUUUUAAUUAUCUAUAGCUAGCUACCUUAGUUUCCAAACUUCUUUUCUUUUAUGAGCACGAAUUAUGAUGUAACAAGCUAGCUAGCUACCUACCUACAAAAUCUUUAAAGACUUGAACUUUUGCAGAUGUAUUUUAUAUUUCUUUUCGCAUUUCCUGUAAACUUUACAAAGGGACCACGUGCAAUAUGACAAGUGAAAUAUUUUUUUUCCAGAAUUUAAAGCGUGUGUGUUAAGUUAUUUUUUAUUGUUUUGUUUCUGACAUCCUGUUUAACUUUCGUCAGCCUACAUGUAAAAUGCCAGGUUAUUUUUACAGGGGGGUGUAGCUAGACAUUUGAUUGGAAAUUUACAUGGGUUUUUGACUUUAUUUUAAUUUAUGAGAGUCGUUCGGUUCGGGAAGGUUGUUCGUGUUUUUGUUUGUGUUGCAAACUGCUGUUUUUUAAAAUUUUCUGUAAACUUUUGUGGGAAAAAGACCACAUGCAAUAUACUGAAAGCACAAAUUUUGUAGAAUUGGCCUCCACUAAAGGCUGUUGUGUAAGCUAAUGGCUUUUUCAUAGUUCGUAUUAUAAACUUUUGUUGGGGAGAACUAAACUGUAUGUGAUGUCAUUUUUGCUGGAAGAAAAUUCCAUGGUUUCACGUUUUUGUUAAGAAUUUUAUAAUUGUGGUAAUAUAUAACUGUGUUUGGUGAUGAUGAAAAAACUUUUUUGUUUUUUAUAUUUUAUGAAAUGCCUGAUUUUUCUAUAAUUUGAUGUGUUUCAUAACCUUUUUGUGGAAGAUUUAUGGGCAAUAGCAAUAUAGAACAUGCUAAAUGAACUGAUUUUUGUUGAUUUGGAUGUGCUCCUAAAAAACCGAUCUGUUUUACAUUUUGUGUUAACUUGUGUGAGGACGGACCGUAUAUACACUCUGUUUUCCAAAAGUAAUAUCUUUGUUGAUUCAAAUUUACUCCUUAUUUAUUUUUGACAUUCACGUUUAAAAUGGUUGGUAAAGGUUAACUACUGAUCAUCAUACAAAGGAAAAUUUUUUUGUGUUCUUAACCUGUUAAUUUUUACAAUUUGUGUAUAUUUUUGGGAAACAGGAUAGUAUGUAAUUGAAUAAAUGUUUUCCAGAUAUAAAUUUGAUGUUUUUUGACACUUCUGAUUGAAAUAUUAAAGGUUUUCAACGAAGUAAAUAUUUGAGAUGUCUUAUUUCUGACUUUAUUACUGUAUUAUUGUAAGUGUUGUACUUGAUUCUAACAUUAUUUUGAUUAGUGUUUCAAGCUCUACACAUAAUCUUUGUUGAUUCAAGUUUAUUCUUUGCUCAUUGAUUUUUUGACAUUUAUGUUUAAAAUUGUUGGUUAAGGGCAGUGCGGAACUAAAAGAGAAAAUUUUUGUGUUCUUAACUGGUUGAUUUUUACAUUUUGUGUAAAUUUUUGUGGGAGAGGAUGGUAAUGCAACUAAAAUGACUGACUUUUCUAGAUUUAAAUUUUAUGUUUUCCAAACUACGGCUUUUUCAUAUUUUUGUAUAAGCGUAAGGGAAAAACAAUAUUUAAAAUGUGUAAAAAACUUAUUUUUGCUAACUCUUGGAGGCCUCCUUUUUGACACUUCAGAAUAAAAUACUGAGGGUUUUCAACAUAAUCACUUAUAAGAUGUAAAUAUUUGAGAUGCGUUAUUUUUAAAAUUGUUAUUAUCUGUGUUGUGACUGUUGGUGUUGUAACUGUCGGUCUUCUUACUGUCGGUUUUGUGAGUUUAGUGUUGUGAGUGUCGAUGUUGUGAGUGUCGUUGUUGUAACUUUUUAUCAACUAGAUUUUACACCUUGCAAGCUGUUCUUUUUUAUUUUGUGUAAGAUUUGUGUGGAGGAUUUAAUGUGAUUUGAUAUUUGACAUUUUGUGUAAGAUUUUAAGAACAUUUUUUUGUAUAUACACUGCUGACGUCAGAAAAACAUCUAAAAGAACCUAUUUUCCCAUUGUCCUUCUGCCUAAGUGGAUUUCUCCACGGGCCUUAUCGACUAGUAAUUAAUAAAAAAAUUAUUCCUAGAACAAGAUUUAAAUUUAUUCUGUAUUAAACUAUUCUGCAUAAGAAAAGCGCUGUUUUAGUUCUAAACAUUACGCAAUGGAAACCCAAUUUACGCAAAGGAAACCCCAAGAAGGAAAUUAACCUUUCUGUGACUACUAUAAGUUGAAAUGUAAUGCGACUGUGGCUUGUAAAUUUCCAACUAAUUUUCUUUUCGGCCAUGAUCCUAAUUGAUUUCCGCCAGCAAAGGCGGAAUCUUUAAAGUAACAAAGUCACACAGAGUCACAGACGUAGAUUUUCAACUUCUUUUUAGCUUUAGCUAAUCGAAAUGCAAAAAAAAUAUAAGAAGCAUUCUGUAAAAAUAAACUACUAUUUAAUAAUAAAUAUUUAGUAAUUUUCUUACAUUAAGGUGUUCGGUAAUUAACUGGAGAUCGCCUUAAACACACAUUAAACACACAUUUUAAAUUUUUACAUUAAAAACAAAAGCUUAUUUCAAUACAACAAAAAAGGGUAGUAUUUCAGAUUUGGUGCAAUAUUGAUGUAACUUGGGAUAAAGUACGUCAAUCAUAAAAGAAUCUAUGACGUCAUAAGAUAUCUCUGUAUUGAUUACUUAAUAAUAGACUGAACACACUUCAUCGUCUCUACAACGAAAUUUAUCCCUCUAACUUCACUGUCAAGCAAAGCUAAAUGGAGAAGAGCAUUUUCCAUGAAAACAGAACGCAGAUUUUUCUAGAAGUCUUAUUUAAUUGGUACUUACGUAUUUUCUUACCCCAUUUCGCCCACACCUAAACCUACCAAGCAAAUUCGUAGUCAUAGAUCAGUAGCGAUAUCCAUGGUUUUAUAUUUGUAACCUGUUGUUGGGGGUUAGGUUGGAAAUUUCCUAACGUUUUACCGUAAUUUCACCUCCAGAAAUUUUCUAAGUGAGUAUAAAAGUUCAAAUUACGAAAAAAUAUUCUACCAAUUAUCGUAUUCUAUCUAUUUUUGAGUAGUCUGGUACUAGGGGUUCUUAUUAAAAAAUAUUGCAUCUCUUGAAUUAUGCCCUAUGGGAAUUUAUAUUCGACGACUAAAUGCAUUAAUUAUAAAUGGUAUAGAAACAACUCUUACUUAUUAUUACUGCGAGGGAUGUGGCAAUUAAAAUGCAAUGAACUUCUAGGAAUUCAUUGCAUUAUGAUGUCAUACAUCUGACGCAGUGUCAUUCACUAUUGACAUUAAUAAAUUAUGAUGUGUAGUUAAAAAAAAUUUUAUUUUAUGUAUAUGAAAUUGAUUACCCAAGUUGAAAAAAUAUAUACAGACGGCACACAUCAAAACAACAAUUCUCGAACUUUUGUCGGAAAAUAUUACGUACACGACUGACAAGACCAAUAUAGUCAAAAAUUAAGUAUACCUUACACCAGCAGUUUUAAAGAAGUAAACACAAAGCAUGACUACAGACAAACUAAUGCUUGGUUUAAUUAUGCUUCAAAUCGGAACACAUAUUGUUGCCAUAAUCAAUUCUGUAUAUUCGCCAACAAGAUGCAUCAGUUACAAGAAAGUCUUACCAAAUGGGAUAUGCAUAGAUGAACUAAAAAAAUAUAGAGUGGCUCAAACUUCAAUCAAAGCUAGAUCAGUCAAUAACAGGGGAAAGUGGGUCAAGGCUUUUCUGUCAUUUGUAGAAAAUAAACCAUUUACGAAAGUUCAACUCUAUGGAAAACGAUUGUUCCAAGAGUAUUUUACCAGAAACAGAUUCCUUAACUGCACCGAUAAUCCAAAAUUAAAAAGAUUUUUGCAACACGUAAAGACUAACCUUUUCAAAAAGAUUUCAAUUCGCUGUGUCAGUAGUAUUAGGCGGUUGCUUUGUCAUCUGCUCCAUCCGGUAUGUUUUAAAUCGGAGGAUGGUAAUAUUAUCUUAUCGCCGCCUUGCAGAAGAUUGUGUACAGAAAGUGAUUGCGAGAACUUUGGUAAAACAUGGCUUUACAACAUCACAUUACAACUACACAAACUAUGUCCAAAUCGUAUAAGAGAUCCCUCAAAAGAACAACAUUUGUAUUCUUGUACCCAAUUUCCAAUGGCUGACAUAAAAAAUAUUGAAAAAUGUCAAAAUAAAGUUGAAACAAAGAACAAACAUUUUUCCGAACUUUGUUAUGAUGGCAAAAAUACUUCUUACAACGGUACUGUUAACAUUACGUCAACUGGAAAAGCCUGUCUACCAUGGAACAUCAAUCCAUUUUUAUCUUCGCCAGUAUACAGUAAUUUAAAAAAUAAUUACUGUAGAAAUCCACAAGGCUAUGCAACAUCACCUUGGUGUUAUGUUAAUGCUACCAAUCGAGAUUGGGAAUUUUGUGAUGUACCAAAGUGUGGAGGAAAUAACAAAGCAAAUAACAAAAACGUCAACUCAAUAUCGAUUGCAAUUAAAGUAGUUAUCAUUGUUUCUGUUUUGGUGUUUACUUUUGUUUUGGUACGGUCAAGUUGGAAAAUAUAUCGCUUCUGGAGAAAGAUAAAAGAUGAUGAUGCAUAUAUCGAGCCAUACUAUGCUUGUGAUGCAUCUGACAAAGAAAAGAUUUCACAACUAUUGAGGUUACAGACAAGAUGUGAAAACUAAUACAAAACAAGUGUUAUACAGAAAAUAAAAAUGAUGCAUAUAUCGAGCCAUACUAUGCUUGUGAUGCAUCUGACAAAGAAAAGAUUUCACAACUAUUGAGGUUACAGACAAGAUGUGAAAACUAAUACAAAACAAGUGUUAUACAGAAAAUAAAAGUAACUUUAUUGUAUCUUUGGCCUGUCGAUACAUUGUACUAUUGCUUUACUAAAUAAAAGAUGUGUUAAUGUACAGACAGACAGACAGACAGACAGACAGACAGACAGACAGACAGACAGACAGACAGACAGACAGACAGACAGACAGACAGACAGACAGGCAGGCAGGCAGGCAGGCAGGCAGGCAGGCAGGCAGGCAGGCAGGCAGGCAGGCAGGCAAAAGCUUUUUGAAGUUACUUUAUAGUAUCAUUGUCAGUUUAAACAUUUGUUUAAAUUUCACUGACUUUCUCUUGGUGCUGCGUUUUACAUGAAAAAGAAAAUAGAGGCAUAAGAAAGUAGACUUGUAAAAUCAAAACAACAACAGUCCUUUCUCAACUUUUAGAAAGUUUAGUAGGCAUAAAAAGUUUUAUAUGGUUAGCUUGUAGCAAGUGAUUAGAACCAACGUCUAUGUAUGUUAGCUUGAUAUUUUAUAUUACAUUAAGCUAUAGCUAGGUAGCUAAACAUUUUAAAAGUAAAUUUUCUAAAUUUAGAUGGUAGUGUUAGCUUGUUGGAGAAAUUUUGGCACCAAAUACGCAAAAAUAAAUUCGUUAAAAUAAAAGCAUAAACUUUCAUUUUUUUGUUCCUCAAUGAAAUUUUCUUUAAAAGCGUACGGUCACAAAAUAUUUUUUUGAAUCGGAUUUGCAGGAAUAAAUCUCACAGAUAUGUAUAUUUCUGGGUACACUAUUUGCAAAAAAUAAUCAAGUGUUAAAAUCGUUGUAUUUUUUAGGAAAAAUUUAUUUUUGAAUAUAGCGUCUCUGAGAAAUCUUUGACUUUGAUUAAUACCUUAACCGUAUUCAUGUCAAAACUUGCCCGUUUAAAAUUAAAAUUUGGUGACUUUCCUUUUAAGGGAGAGAACUGCAGCAAAAUCUGACAAAAAACCAAUCACGGCAGAAUUUUUUUUAUCAACUUAGUAGCUUUUUGUGUGAGAAUGACCGAUAUUUCAUAAAACUCUGACUUUUUGCGUUCUAAAUGUUGGCAAACAGGAAACUGUGUUACAAAACCCAAACUCCACACUUUCAAUUUAAAUUCUAUUUGAUUUAUUUAAGGAGGUUUUUUGUUAAUGUAUCCAAACUAGCAAGUAUUAUAAACAAAAAAAAAAGAAUAUUCUUUGAGCAAUGUUGUGCUGGUUCAGUUUCUGCAUAUUUCGCAACACCAACCAUGUUGAAUCCUUUCUGUUUGGUCAAUUUUAAUUUGCAAAUAGACAACACAAUUUCAAAGUUUGAUUGGCUUAGGUCCAGUGGUUGGCAAAAUAUUGAGAGCAGAGUGACUUUCCCCCUCCCCCGUGACUGAUGUUCAGUUUUUAAUAAAUAAAUUGUUUCCCACGCUAAAACAGCAAUUUCCGUAUUGUUUAUAAUGGCAAAGGAAUUUUGUUACUUCAAUUUUUUUUUACAUAUUUUUUCGUAAUUUCUAUACAUUGCUCGCACAAACAUAAAUAUAGAAGCUUGAAACGCGUUAUUUAUUGCGCCUGUAAAAUUUUUAUUGAUAGGUCUGAAAUAUAUUUUUUCGUCUGCAGCAUUGGGAGCAAGGAUCUUUUUACCCUAGAAUAUGAGUUUUUUUCACACAAGCGUAGCUACGAUUUCGGAAACGUAUCACGUUGAGUCCCAUUAACUUUUGAUGGACUGGACAAAAGGUUCGAGAUAGCUCGAUUUUUGAGAUAACUCGGUUCGAAGUAGCGGAACAACUUUUAGUUUGCAAGGUUGUAAAUGCUGGCAGGACAAAGCAUUUUGUUCAAAUGGUGCAUUUCCGAGAUACCAAGAGUCAAUUAUAUAUUGUAAACAAGAUAGCUAUGAAGCUGUGGAACCAAUGUUAAAACGGAGCUGGGUUUUUUGUUAAUGAGGAUACACAAAGCCUAUUUCUAAUCAUCAACGUAUUGCAAACAAGUAAAAACUCAAGCCUCGCUUGCCUAGCAUUUGCAACAGGUAAUGCUAGACUAAUUACUAAAAAUCGCUUUUAUUACUUUUCAGAAACGCAAGACUGAAAUAUAAUGAAUUAGAAAAGUUACAUCAUUUUUUUAAGUAAAUAAUGUUUCUAAUAAAAGUUAAAAGUUGUACCAGUAAAAGCAUGUUUUAAUAUAAGAAAAUCCCUGCACAAGAGCUAGUUUAUGUCAAUAUAAUAUAUACAGCAUCAAGAACACAGUUAAAGCAUUGAAGAUAAGAAAUUCAUUAAGGCAUCAAAAGGUUGACUUUGCAAUUUAGGUAGCAUAACUAAUGCUUGGUGCUUGUUUUACAGAGGAAAAAUUAAACAGGGUGGCUAAAUUGUAGAACCCUCCUGUUUAGUCACUGAGCAGUGAGCUUAAUAAUAAUGUGCAUAUUUUAUUUAAACUGGUAGCCGAAUUGUUAUUUUGUGCCAAGGACGCCUGAAAAAGGAUGACAGGGAGAUAUACCAUGGGCGAAAAUCUAAAGAUAUCUGCGAUAGUAAACCGUUGUUUUAUGGGUCGAAGGCUAGUCCAGUAGAACACCUUUUGAGUUAUGGUCUGCAGAAAAUUUCUACAAAUCUGAGCAAUUUCAGACUAGUUCCAUUGUUAUGUGGUGUUGUAUAUAUUCCAAGAUCUUUUGCGCAAAUCGACGGGCGAAAUAAGCAUAAGAUAAGCCGUAGACCAACACCAGCCUAUUACAAACUUUAAUUUUCAGUAUGAGUUUAUAUAUAUUGUGUUUGUCGUCGACUAUUUUUCACUAGAGACCCCGAAGCUGACAACAAGAUGUUCAUGGCUGUUUGCAGUAAAUGCGAGGAAUGGUAUCACAGAAAGUGUGUGCCCAUUCCUUUAAAAGUAUUUAAAAACGAUGACGAGGCUGUUAAAUGGAAGUGUGGAAAGUGUUAAUGUUUAUUCAAAACAGUGUAUUUCUCUUUCUUAUGAUUAUGAUUUUACUAAGCGUUUUUUA
Messenger RNA from Hydractinia symbiolongicarpus, 8055 nucleotides. Its product is annotated as muscle, skeletal receptor tyrosine protein kinase-like. The record is from RefSeq and is a predicted model, not a curated record. The transcript has 9 exons. Gene Ontology annotation, molecular function: endopeptidase activity; signaling receptor binding. Bases 3825 to 4982 code for a protein of 385 amino acids. Lineage: Eukaryota; Metazoa; Cnidaria; Hydrozoa; Anthoathecata; Hydractiniidae.